Molecule: messenger RNA, 6267 nt
Organism: Harmonia axyridis
Lineage: Eukaryota; Metazoa; Arthropoda; Insecta; Coleoptera; Coccinellidae
Exons: 26
Coding region: 49-6237 (2062 amino acids)
Cellular component (GO): membrane
Molecular function (GO): calcium ion binding; protein binding
Source: RefSeq, a predicted model, not a curated record
CUCAAAAUGAAAUAAUUAAAUGACAGGAAUGACUGAAUCAAUCCAGAAAUGAUUCUGAUUAUGAAUUUCACCUAUAAUACACUCCUCCUCUUCAUAUUCCUAUUAUUACCAGAAGAAUUGAAAAAUACUGAAGCACAUAUAUUGAAGAUUUUAGAACCUUUGAACCGAGCUUCCGAUUGUAAAAUAUAUGGUUUUAAAAUAAAAAAUUGUGAUCUACAAGUCUCCCGUUUUAGUAAUCAGAAAAUAGAAGGAGUAUAUGAAAAAACAUGCAAUUUGAAAGAUUUAAGAUUCAACUUCAAUUUUGGAAAAGAUGGAUUAUACUCAUUCUCGAUGGACACUCCUGAGCCUUCGGUAACUAUAUCCGAGAUGAAGAAGAAGCUCGAAAGCGCGAAAAAGAUUUUCUCGCCAGGGGCGCACUUCAUUUAUUUCACCAUGAGCGCCAAGAGCCUGAAAAACGAGGAUUUCAGUGGCUCAAGCGAUAAGUGCAAAUUCUUCAUCGUGCAUGAGAAUGCAACAGCCAAUCUUGGACGAAUGAACAAAAUUGUUAGGAGUGGUUCCAGGGUGGUUGUCGAUGGUACAAGAAGUAUGAAUAAUGAUUUGGAAAUACGCCAUGAACAGUUGGAAUAUAGAUGGAGCUGUACUGAUACUGCUGAUUACUGUGACAGCUACGAACUAGGAACAAGAAGUAGAAUUGUUAUACCUGCUGAAAAUGUGGUCAAUGGUGCACGCUUCAAUAUUACCCUAGAGGUAAGAUCGCCGCCAACUUCAUGGCAGAAAGCUGUUCAGUUCAUAACAGUUGACGAUUCCAGGCCUUAUAGUGUUGAUUGCGUCAGAUACUGUGGGAAAUAUCCGAAUACUUGGUCUCCGAAUGACCAACCCGUUCUCAAGGCAUCAUGUCAAUUUUCCUGCAACAAAUAUCAUCCCAAUGAGCUACAUGGCACUAUACAAGACGACAAAGGCAACAUUAUUAUCAGAUUCGACAACUUCAAAGACCCCUACUCCUUGAAGUUACCAAUGCAGGAAGACAUGCAUUACACUGUUAAAGUCGUUUAUGGUGAUUACAGUUUGAAUAACGUCUUGGGAUAUACAACAUUUUAUGAACUCAAAUCCCCGAGGCUUGACAAUUGCAAGACUAUACCACCAAAAGGUACACCCCUUACGAAAUUCAAGGUUGAAUGUGAUUAUGACAAAGAAAGCUUGAAGAACUUCGAGGUUCAGGUUAGCAGUGGUGAUACUGUUGUGUUCUCAACAAGUUCACCAACGCUAGAAGGUAUAGAAUUCUUGGUUUCUAGUAAAGAAGCUACAGUAACUGUCAAAUUGAUAGAUACUCAUGAUAUUUUCACUGAAAAAAAAGUCCCUGUUUAUAUAGAAUCGUUGGUGAAGGACAAGAAAAACAUAACCUCGUUGACUGAACACUUGAAUGACAUUUAUGAAGGAAAAUUGGAAGGUACAGAUUCGGUGCAGGACCUAAUCAAAAAAGGCGAUGAUAAAAGAGCUGUCCAGUUGAUUGAUGUCGUUGCGACAGAAAUUAGUAAAAUCAACGCGACAACCGAAGAGGAGAAGAAGAUUGUUAAAGACGCCAAAAGAAGGUUGCUGGAUGAUUUGGGAAAAAUAGACAUCAAAGAUAUCGGUUUGUCGAAAUCGGUAAGUGGAGUUUUGAAACGACUCGCUACCAAUCAAGUUAACAAUGUAUCGGAUUCGGAUAUAGCCAGAUCGAUUACAGCAUCAUGCAGAACGGUUGCAAAGCAGCAACUAUACCUUUCACAGAACGAUCGGAACACAGCUAUUAGUGAGAGUGAGAUUAUAGAUCUAACGAGUAAUCUUAUGAGCUGCGGUGAGGGUGAGAUGUUUCCGUAUUACGAAAUGUUCAACGAAACUGCCAUAGACAUAGAAAUAACAACUAGGUUUCCAAUAAAUGAUAAUUUGUCGGAGAAGAAUUUUGAGGAUUAUCCCCAAUAUGUAGCCGAUGAUUUGAUAGAAGUCAAACAGAACGAUUUUUUGACAUCCGCUCAGCAUAUGGUUGAUAUUUGUCGUGAUAUGGCAAGUUCUCUGAUGUUUUCAUUCCCCUCGGUGAUGCGGCAGCCAGUCUAUGUCAUCAGAGAAAUGAGCGUUGUUGCAGUGAUGAGAUCGACUGGUUCAAUAUUGGCAAACACUACAUUUACUCAACAUAAUGUUACUGUCAAGGCGACUCCGUUCUUUGCAAAAUUUCAUUCUACUCUAUCGAUGCGGAUAUGCAGUUACCAGAGAGAUCCUUUCUGGUCAGCAUCCGAAAAGUACAGGGUACCAACCAACGUGAUCGAUCUGAGUGUCAGAGAUGAAACAGACGAUAAGAAUUUAAACAAGUUCCAAGGUCAUCCGAUGAAUGUCUCCUUCAAAGUAUUCGAACAUUUGGUGAAAAAGAAAUUGUCCAAGGGUACCAUCAAGCUACUGAACGAAUCCUCAAUAUACAAAGAAGACGAUUUUAGUAUUUUUAUGAUCAAGGCGAAAUCUGAAGAAUCGUUCUUCAUUGAAUUUCAAAAUAUCAGAGGUCGCGAUAGCUUUGAUAUUAAAGUUGUGGACAUGGAAAGACCAAAACUGAAGCAUUUUUCUGAGGGAGUGACGAUGGAUCAGACCCAUACAAAAUUUUUCAUUCAUCAUUCUGAAAAAAGAGACAAAUGGUUUAUGCUCGCCAUCAAGCCCAGUAAAAAUAUGAUUUUAAAUCAAGAUAUCGAUUUAACUUUCUCGGUCUAUACCCCAAUGUGUAUUUCCUGGGAUUCGGAUAGGAGAUCUUGGAAAUUUGCGUGUUCAGUAUAUUUUACCACCACGCCAGAAAUGAUCAAUUGUCGCUGUAUGCACUUGUCUACUCUUGCCGGAGCCUUCGAUUAUAACGAAUUGAAAGUUCACCCGAAAUUUACGCAUCUAGAAUUUGAACUUGAAGAAGCACAAAGUUUUUAUGUCAUCAUUGGAGUCUGCCUUCUGGUCGGAGCUUACUUUUUCUUACUCGUUUACUCUAUACAGAAGAAUGAGGUUCUCGAAGAUGCUGUAUAUCUGAUGGCAGAUGUGCCUGCGGAGAAUCGUUUUGCCUAUUUGGUUGUUGUUGGUACAGGGGCAAGACUUGAUGCAGGAACCUCAUCGGAAAUAGUGAUAAAAUUGUAUGGGGCAGAGGCUCAAUCGCAGGAACACGUAAUCAAUUUUCCUGACCCUUUGAUGGAAUUUCUUCAACGUUCUCAAAAUGACUACUUCGUUUUAGCUUCUCCAGUUCACCUAGGAAAAAUACAGAAAAUUCAUCUUUGGUUCGAUUGUACCGGGAUCUCACCAACAUGGUUUUGCACUAAUGUCCGAAUAUGCGAUAUGCAAACAAAGGAGUGGUACGCUUUCAAAAUCCAAAAAUGGUUCAAAAUCGAAGGAAAACCAAGGGUCUUCAUAAGUUGUCCUGCCUCCACCGAUAAAGAAGAUCUAAAGUCUAGGAAAAAACGAAGUAGAUUGCUGAAGAGUAUCCUCAGUUUUGGUAGAUUCGACAAGACGAUAUGGCAUUUGUCGACAAGUACGACCAACCCAAGUUUUGGUUACCCUAAGCGACUGACUCUGAUUUUAUCUGUCAUAAUAACUUUGAUGAUGGUAAGCAUGGAAUUGUAUGGCAGACCUGAGUUCUUACCGAGGGAUACAAUCACGCCAAAAUGUUAUUUCGAGAUGCGUAUGGAGAUCGUAUAUAAGGGCUUGAUCAGUGCUUUGGUUACAUUCUUUCCGCACCUUAUCAUCAUGGAAGGAUUCAAGAAUUCAAGGCUGCAAUUUCAAAGCAAGAACUCAAGAGACGCUAAACCACUUCCACCGGCUUUCACGAUAGUUUUCUGGGUUGUGGUGGUUGUGAACAUCAUCAUACAGAUUCACGUACUGCUAAUAUAUGGGUACAAAGUUGUAACACCAGUAACUUGGGAAUGGUUGAUGUCGGCAUCGAUAGGAUUCGUAUUUUACGUCUUCAUCCUGGACUAUCUGUACAAUUUAUUUCUGAUUAUUGUCAGUGGACCUUACAAACCUGUGAGAAUCAACUUUGACAAAUUGUUACGUAAUAUUGAGGAACAGAGGAAGACGCUGUACAAGUUCAUCGGGCACUAUAUUUACAGACCUCUCUUGACACCUGUUUAUGCGAUCAUAUCCAGGGCUGAGUAUUUGAGAAAAAGAAUCCAAUUCAGACAAAAACGUGAGAUGGUCUGGCAAGUGCAUGAUUUCUUCAUGGUAAUAAUUUUCAUAUUACUGCUGUAUGUCAUAGUUUUGGGAGAGAAGGAUUCAGUAUACGAUUAUAGAGGUCAUAAGCAAGUUAUGAAGUUGAUAAAUGGAUUCAGGAGCAGUAAACAUAAGCUUGGUGAAGUCAAUCAUAUUAGAGAUUUCGAAAAGUUUUUGGAAGAAGGCCUCAUCCCAGCCAUUCAGUCAUACCAAUGGUAUGGAAGAUACUGUUCGGAUAGUCCUGGCACUACCACAGACGCCUGCAACAAGUACCUUGGUGUCAUUCGUCUGAGACAGCACAGAGUAGAAGAGGACUCUUGCAAAGUAACAAAGAAAAUGAAGUUCCUCAACGCGACUUGUAGGGCCCCUGAUUAUUUUUUCCGUUAUGAUUUCCUCAACUAUACGCCAGCGUGGAAUAACACCAUACCAGAAGCUCACAGGUCGAGGCUUGGUUACGUUUGGGGUUUUCAGAGUGGAAUUGGAACAAUGUUCAUUGGUCUCGCUGGAUUUUAUGGUAGUGGAGGCUACGUCGCUGACCUUGGAAGAACAAUAGAAAACUCCUAUGUGAAUUUCAACUAUUUGAAACGAUACAAUUGGUUAGAUCCUCUCACAAGGGCUAUCGUCAUAGAAUUCUGUCUUUAUAACGUGAACAAAAACCUGUUUCACUUCGUCGAAGUUGUUUUUGAGAAAACACCAGCUGGAUACAUAAAUAAGGAUCUUAGAGUUAAAACAGAGAGAGUAGUGAAACAUAGCUCCAGCAGCCAAUUGAUCGCUAUAUUCUUCAGCUUCAUAUUUAUGGGUUUAGUUAUGGGCCUGGCCAUACGCACAGCCAUCAGAAUAAUAAAAACAAGCGUUUGGUACAGGAGAGACCUGUGGCAUUUAGUGGAUGUAUUGAUAGUCACUUUGAGCGUGACUUGGAUCAUAAUGUACUUCAAAAGAAUCAAUAUUCUGCGAGAUUUCGUGAAACACCUCGAGGAAAACCCUAACAACGCUUUCGUCGACUAUUUCCCGAUUCUGAGCAUAGAAUCCUCGAUGAGAAAUUUGGCUGCAGCCUUGAUAUGCAUUUCCACGUUGAGAAUGUGGCGAAUACUUAGAUUUGGAGCCAUUUUUAGAACGGUUGAAAGAACACUGUUGUAUUCUGCCAAUUCCCUCUGCAUCAUGAUGUUAUAUUACGCCAUUUGCCUCAUCGCCUUCGGUGAAUAUGUGUUCGUAGUGUUAGGCUCUAAAGUAGGGCAGUUCAGAGAUGAAUAUCAUGUACUCAAGUCUUUAAUUUGUAUGACUAUUGGUUUCGAGAAGGCCAAACCUAAAGAUGUUAGUCUGAAUGAAAGAGGAUUAGGCUAUGCCUUCUCAGUUGUAUUUUCCCUUUUUUCCACGUUUUCUAGAACGGUUUUCGUAGCGAUCAUCAUGGUUGAUUAUGCAAAAGCACGACAAUUUGCCUUCGAAGAAAAGAUAGAUUACAACCUGAAAGACUACGUGAUAGAGAGAUACGGUGUUUUCAAACGAGUAUGUCGAUUGAUGGCUCGAAAAUUCAGACUUACAGCAGGUGGAACAGGCGAAGGUGAAGAUGAUAUAGUAACGCCUAAAAAAGACAUCCAGAGGUAUAAGAACUGUGUGCAAACUGAUUCAAAUAAAAUGAAAGCUAUGGCUAGCAUUGCCAAGUGCGUGCUUCUGAAGGCACAAAAAGGUUUGAGAAUUGACGAGUCAGAUCAUGAAUUGAUGAUGAGAACCAUUAGAAAUAUGUAUAAUAGAGAAGAUAGUGAGAAGGUGAUAUUCUUCAAGGAAGGCACCAAAGGUACUGCUCACAACAUGGUAGACGAUAGGAAAAUUUUGAUGAUAGAGAAAGUUGUUAAGCGAAUGUUGGAGACUCCAGAAGGUAAAGCUAAGAGAAUGGAGCUGAGGAAUACUGUUGAAGCGUUGAGCGAAGAUAAUGUAGCCAAAAUGCAGCAAAUCAAUGUGCGUCUGAAAUCGUUGCAGAGACUUGUUAAUAAUAUUGCAAUUAAUCUUCCACCGGAUCCAAAUGCAAAUAAUGUUGAUUGAUUUAAGAAUAAAUGAUAAGUUUUUAAGCAA